Trichobilharzia szidati is the source of this 618-nucleotide messenger RNA. Lineage: Eukaryota; Metazoa; Platyhelminthes; Trematoda; Strigeidida; Schistosomatidae. The record is from the annotation of a GenBank genome assembly.
AUUGAAAGUUCUCACUCAUUAAUGUACUUUGAGACUUUUCAUUACCACCUACAAAGAGAUCUGAAAACCAAAUUAUCAAGAAUAAGUCAUAGAACGUGAAUAAGUAUGAUGUGCAAGUGAAAGGAAAACGACCUUGGAAUGUCUUAAAAUUCUGAAGUUUCAUUUGUUCCUCUAUCUUAAGGCGGAAUUUUAAAUCGUACACCGAGAUACUGGAAUGGAAAACGAAAAUGAUGAUACUGUUCAUACAUCUCAUGCCCCUGCAGUGAAAGCUGGGGGAAUGAGAAUUGUGAAACAUGCCAGAGAGCAUGAAGACAAAGCAUUAACGAAAUCGGAGCUAGCACAACAAGCAGCAGAAUACAAUUCUAGCAUCUUAGGGGUUUCGCCCCACGAUAUUCUCAGUAAGGAAGAGCUGGAAUCUCAUGACAAGGGCGUUAAAGCCACUCAUGAUAAACCUAUGCCAAAGGUUACCAAGCCGCAUAAUGACAAUACACGUCGAAUUAUUCAACAACCUUCAAAAUGAUGAAUUAUUUUUAAAACAAAUAAUAAUAAGUAACCAGUUACUUUUUGUAAUUUUAUUAUUUUGUAAGCAAAAUAAAUAAAUUUCAGUCUUAUAUCGCA